Sphenostylis stenocarpa is the source of this 3156-nucleotide messenger RNA. The record is from the annotation of a GenBank genome assembly. Lineage: Eukaryota; Viridiplantae; Streptophyta; Magnoliopsida; Fabales; Fabaceae.
AUGGAGGCGCAGCAGAGAAGAGGAGGAGGUGGAAUGAUACCGUUGUCGCCGUCGCAGACGCCGCGCUCCAGCGAUAAGCCGGUGCGAGAUCUGCGAUCUGCGGAUUCGAAUUCCAACAAUCACAGCAAGUAUGAUAAGGACAAAGGCGUCAAUGUGCAGGUCCUCGUGAGGUGUAGGCCGUUGAGUGAAGAUGAAAUGAGGCUGCACACGCCGGUUGUGAUAUCGUGUAACGAAGGUAGAAGAGAGGUUUCGGCUGUUCAGAACAUCGCCAACAAACAGAUCGAUAGAACCUUCGCGUUUGACAAGGUGUUUGGUCCUAACUCUCAACAGAAAGAACUGUAUGAGCAGGCAGUGUCUCCUAUAGUCUAUGAAGUGCUUGAGGGCUAUAACUGCACUAUUUUUGCGUAUGGACAGACAGGGACAGGGAAGACUUACACAAUGGAAGGCGGUGCAAGAAAGAAGAAUGGCGAAUUUCCGAGUGAUGCUGGUGUCAUCCCAAGAGCUGUGAAACAGAUUUUUGAUAUAUUGGAAGCUCAGAAUGCUGAGUAUAACAUGAAAGUAACGUUUCUAGAGCUUUACAAUGAGGAAAUAACUGAUCUUUUGGCCCCUGAGGAGACCACAAAAAUUAUAGAUGACAAGUCUAGGAAACCAAUUGCCCUAAUGGAGGAUGGGAAGGGGGGUGUUUUUGUCAGGGGUUUGGAAGAAGAGAUUGUUUGCACUGCCAAUGAAAUUUACAAAAUAUUGGAAAGAGGUUCUGCAAAGAGACGUACAGCUGAGACUCUUCUAAAUAAACAAAGCAGUCGUUCUCACUCCAUAUUUUCUAUCACAAUUCACAUUAAGGAAUGCACUCCAGAAGGUGAGGAAAUGAUUAAAUGUGGGAAGCUAAAUCUUGUGGACCUCGCAGGCUCUGAGAAUAUUUCGCGAUCUGGUGCAAGAGAGAGUAGAGCAAGGGAGGCUGGGGAGAUUAAUAAAAGCUUGCUUACACUUGGUAGAGUGAUUAAUGCUCUAGUUGAGCACUCAGGUCAUGUUCCAUAUAGGGAUAGCAAAUUAACAAGAUUGUUAAGGGAUUCCUUGGGUGGUAAAACCAAAACGUGCAUUAUUGCAACAAUAUCCCCUUCCAUUCACUGUCUGGAAGAAACCCUUAGUACCUUGGAUUAUGCACACCGUGCCAAAAAUAUUAAGAACAAACCAGAGAUUAAUCAGAAAAUGAUGAAAUCUGCAAUGAUUAAGGAUUUGUAUUCUGAAAUUGACAGACUAAAACAAGAGGUGUAUGCAGCAAGAGAGAAGAAUGGAAUCUAUAUACCACGUGAUCGCUACCUUCAUGAAGAAGCAGAGAAGAAGGCCAUGACUGAGAAAAUAGAACGCAUGGAACUAGAAGCAGAGUCUAAGGAUAAGCAAUUGAUGGAGCUUCAAGAACUCUAUAAUUCUCAGCAACUUUUGACUGCCGAAUUAAGUAAUAAACUUGAAAAAACGGAGAAAAGUCUAGAAGAAACUGAGCAGUUAUUGUUUGAUCUUGAGGAGAGGCACAAACAAGCAAACGCAACAAUUAAGGAAAAGGAAUUUUUGAUAUCAAAUCUCCUAAAAUCUGAGAAAGAACUUGUGGAGCAUGCAAUUGAAUUACGAGCAGAGCUUGAGAAUGCUGCUUCAGAUGUGGCAAACUUGUUUUCCAAAAUUGAGCGGAAGGAUAAAAUUGAAGAAGGAAAUAGAAUACUUAUCCAGAAAUUCCAAUCUCAGUUAGCUCAACAACUUGAAGUUUUGCACAAGACAGUUUCGGCUUCAGUAAUGCAUCAAGAGCAGCAACUCAAGGACAUGGAGGAAGAUAUGCAGUCUUUUGUAUCAACGAAAGCAGAGGCUACUGAAGAUCUUAGGGAACGAGUAGGAAAGUUGAAAAACAUGUAUGGUUCUGGUAUCAAAGCUCUGGAUGAUUUAGCUGAGGAGCUUAAAGUAAAUAACCAGUUAACUUAUGAUGACUUGAAAUCUGAAGUAGCCAAGCAUUCAUCUGCCUUGGAGGAUCUUUUUAAAGGAAUUGCCUUAGAAGCUGAUUCGUUACUAAAUGAUCUUCAAAGUAGUCUCAACAAGCAAGAGGCCAAUUUAACAGCUUAUGCUCAUCAACAACAAGAGGCACAUGCUAGAGCAGUACAGACUACACGUGCAGUAUCUAAAAUAACAGUGAACUUUUUUGAGACAAUCGACAGGCAUGCAUCUAGUCUGACCCAAAUUGUGGAAGAAGCACAAUUGGUCAAUGAUCAGAAAUUGUUUGAACUGGAGAAGAAGUUUGAGGAGUGUACUGCCUAUGAAGAAAAGCAACUACUGGAGAAAGUGGCAGAAAUGCUAGCAAGUUCAAAUGCUAGAAAGAAACAAUUGGUUCAAAUGGCAGUCAAUGAUCUUCGAGAGAGUGCAAACUGUAGAACCAGUAAACUGCGGCAAGAAGCAUUAACCAUGCAGGAUUCAAGUUCUUCUGUCAAGUCAGAAUGGAGAGUUCACAUGGAAAAAACAGAAUCCAACUAUCAUGAGGAUACCUCUGCUGUAGAAUCUGGGAAGAAAGACCUUGUGGAGGUUCUUCAAAUCUGCCUCAACAAGGCAAAAGUAGGUUCACAACAAUGGAGAAAAGCUCAAGAGUCUUUGCUUAGUUUGGAGAAGAGAAAUGCUGCCUCUGUGGAUACUAUUGUUAGGGGAGGAAUUGAAGCUAAUCAAGCACUGCGAGCCCGGUUCUCAAGUGCGGUUUCAAGUACACUCGAUGAUGCUGGAAUAGCAAAUAAGGAUAUUAACUUAGCCAUUGAUCAUUCGUUACAACUUGAUCAUGAAGCUUGUGGGAAUCUGAACUCUAUGAUUAUUCCAUGCUGUGGUGAUUUGAGAGAACUGAAGGGUGGUCACUACCACAAAAUUGUAGAGAUAACUGAACAUGCAGGAAAAUGUCUUCUCAACGAAUACGUGGUCGACGAGCCAUCUUGUUCGACACCAAGAAAGAGACUCUUCAAUUUACCUAGCGUUUCAUCCAUAGAAGAAUUAAGAACCCCUUCGUUUGAGGAAUUGUUGAAGUCAUUCUGGGAUGCAAGAUCUCCAAAACAAGCAAAUGGAGAUGUUAAACAUAUCGGGGCAUAUGAAGCCGCCCAAUCAGUGAGAGAUUCCAGAGUUCCUCUUACUGCUAUUAACUAG